CAUGGCUGGGGGGUUGCCUGCUGGUGGAGCACAUGUCACCCUUCUGGUGGCUGUAGCUCCAGCCCUGCCCCCUUUCUGUAUAUAUAUAUUCCAGUCUCACUGAAUCCCCACAAGUGGGAAUGAAGCUCUGCACAAAAGGCCAGCAAAGACUAGCACACACCGCUGAGUGAAAGUACAGAGAAUUCACAGAGGACGAGUGGUCAUGGACUUGAUCCCAAGCUUUUCCACAGAAACCUGGCUUCUUCUGGCUAUCAGCCUGGUGCUCCUCUAUCUGUAUGGGACCUACACACAUGGGAUUUUUAGGAAGCUGGGAAUUCCUGGGCCAACACCUCUGCCUUUUGUGGGAACUGCUCUGGGCUACCGUAAUGGUUUUUAUGUUUUUGACAUGAAAUGUUUUAGUAAGUAUGGAAGAAUGUGGGGGUUUUAUGAUGGGCGACAGCCUGUGCUGGCUAUCACAGAUCCGGACAUGAUCAAAACAGUACUAGUGAAAGAAUGUUAUUCUGUCUUCACAAACCGGCGGGUAGGCAUGGGUUUAUUUUAAAUUUACAUAGUUAUUCAUAAAACUUUUAUUUUGAAAUA
This is a messenger RNA of Canis lupus familiaris (dog), 579 nucleotides long. RefSeq names its product cytochrome P450 3A12-like. Lineage: Eukaryota; Metazoa; Chordata; Mammalia; Carnivora; Canidae. The transcript has 4 exons. The coding region runs from base 203 to 541 and encodes 112 amino acids. Gene Ontology annotation, molecular function: iron ion binding; testosterone 6-beta-hydroxylase activity; heme binding. The record is from RefSeq and is a predicted model, not a curated record. Gene Ontology annotation, biological process: steroid metabolic process; oxidative demethylation.